This is a messenger RNA of Lytechinus variegatus (green sea urchin), 1180 nucleotides long. RefSeq lists its product as uncharacterized. NCBI's taxonomy places the organism in Eukaryota, Metazoa, Echinodermata, Echinoidea, Temnopleuroida, Toxopneustidae. Bases 143 to 754 code for a protein of 203 amino acids. The record is from RefSeq and is a predicted model, not a curated record. The transcript has a single exon.
AAAAUUCUGUCAUCACUCUACGUUGGCAACAAUAUGUGACUUUACACCAAGCAGCAAGCUGUCACUUUCUCAAGUAGAACCACCGGUUUCAUUCGUACCACCUCCGAAAAUACAAUCAACCAUCGAAUCGACACCAACGGACAUGUCAAGUGACCACUCACCUUGCUGUUUCCCUGUCGCUGAUUGGCUAGACUAUACAUUCAGCGAACUGAGCAUGCGCAUCGGCGGAUACAAAGAACUCCGGGACGAAUCGCCGCAACACCGCACGCUCAACAUCCGUUUCCACGACGACGACCGUGAGUGGGUGGACCGUUACCUCCGGCCGGUGGUCCAGGAGCAGUUGCCAUUCUUCAACGCGGUCACGUACGGCGACAAGACGUUGCACCGGGACGCCUUCGUAUUCGAUCACUUCAAAGACGACCUCGAAGUGAGCUUCAAGACCGUGUUCGUCGUGAGCAAGUCAUCUCUGGACGAUGCCGACUUCGUAUCCAUGGUGCGGCAAUCGUUUCAUCACACCAACCGCGUCAAGAUGAAGAAGGUACUUCUGCUUUUCAUUGACCCUCCUGAAGUCUUGACCCUUCCGUACGGCGUCAAGUAUUACGUGGACAAACAUAUGCCGUACCUGGUAUGGCCAGAGGGUGGAAGGAAAAGGGAAUAUUUCUGGAAGAAGUUUGUCAAGUGCGCAUCGAUAAAUAAGAGAUUGGUGUCUCCUCUUCCUGAGAGGUGCUACCUUCAUUCCCCAUGGCGCCAGUAGAUCAAGCCCGAAGACUAAAAAUAACCUUUUCCAUUAUGGACCCGAAACAAUUAUUACAGUGGCCAUUAUUCUAACCCUAACCCUAUAGUCCACACACUUAAACAAAUCAGUCAAAUUGACUAGAACAGUAGUCGGCUGUGUGUAACUGAUACGUCUAGUCACAUUUCUGUCCUAUAUUCUACAGUAUAGAAUACAAUCAGAAAUAACUGUUGUAGUAAAAUAUGACUAAUAAAAAAGCAGUCAAAUAUGACUAGAAUAAGAUUUGCACCCAGCUGACCCGAUUAAUAGUCAUUUUGACUGAUUUUUUUUUUGAGAUUUCAGUUAAAUUUAGUCCUUGGCCCAGCUGCAUGUACUAAAGUUACGGGAUACCGAAAUGUCAAAUUUAUGUUGUUGUUUUUUCGUUUACUCCUUGGUGAGACAAAUGUU